UAUUCGGGCUCAGACCUACAGAGUGUUUAGGGCUUUCGUCAGGCGUUUGGCCUGUCAGUAUAACUGGAGAAGGGAUACGGACACGGAUGGGAAUGCCUCUAUAUAUUUAGUGAUGGCUCCUCAAUACGCACCCAGCCUCCGUGGACGCUUACCUCCAUUGGCCUUGCUCCUGGAGACGAUCUUCAUCGUACUUUUUGCCUUUUUGGUUGAAUACGAGGAAGCCGAAAUUAUCAAGGAAAAUCCUGUCACACAUAUCUACGCUGAAUUUCAGGAUGUGCAGGUAAUGGUAUUCCUGGGAUUCGGUUUCCUGGCCACAUUCCUGCUCCGGUACAGCUUCAGCAGCUCUGGGUUCAACCUCCUGGUGGCCUCCCUGGCAGUGCAAUGGGCCAUUUUGCUGAACGGCUUCCUGUUCUCAUUUCACCAUGGGAAGAUCCGGGUGGGCAUGAAGAGCCUGGCUGAGGCUAACCUGUGUGCUGCCUCUGCCCUCAUCUCCAUGGGCGCAGUCCUGGGAAAAACUAACCCCGUCCAACUCCUCCUCAUGGCUCUGCUGGAGGUCUUGGGGUUCACUGCCAACCGCUGGAUCCUUCAGACCUGGUUCAAGGUCCAGCUUGUUGACAGCAUCAUGCUGCUCCACAUCUUUGGGGCCUACUUUGGAGUGAUGAUGUCAUGGAUCCUUUUCCGCUCAGGACUGGAGCCGAGGCAUGAGAAGGAGCGGUCUGACCGUAAGACAGACCUUUUCUCCAUGAUAGGCACACUGUUCCUGUGGAUGUUCUGGCCCAGUUUCAACUCCAUAAUGAUAAGCCAGUCCCUCCCGGGAAGGAAGCUGAGUGCUAUCUGUAGCACAUACCUGUCUCUGGCAUCCAGUGCGGUUGGUGCCUUUGCCUUCUCCGUGGUGACCAGCCCCCGGGGCAAGAUCAACAAGGUCCAUAUCCAGAAUGCUUCACUGGCUGGGGGUGUGGCAGUUGGAGUUGCUGUGUCAGCCAUUGACAUGCCAUGGAUUGCCAUGGUGAUAGGCUUGGCUGCUGGCCUCAUUUCUUCUCUGGGAUUCCGGUACAUUAAGCCCAACAUGAAGUUUUUGUUCAAGUGCCAUGAUACCUGUGGGGUUCUAAGCGUCCAUGGUAUGCCAGGAUUUCUGGGAUGGGUGGCCCACUUCAUCAUCCAUUUGUCCCAGUCUUCUUCUGUGAAAGAGAUGCAGAAUUUUGCUGUACACCACCUGUAUACUCUGCUGGUCACCUUAAGCGUGAGCAUUUUAUUUGGAGCUUUUACAGGUUUUUUGCUGAAAUGGAGGUUAUGGCGCCCACCCCAGGACAAGAAAUGCUUUGAUGAUCAAGCCUUCUGGGAGUUUCAAUUCCUUGCAGUACAUAUGUGAAGACCUCUUCGGACGUCAAGAUCAGAGAGACAAUCAUAUGCCCAAC
Molecule: messenger RNA, 1415 nt
Organism: Megalops cyprinoides (Indo-Pacific tarpon)
Lineage: Eukaryota; Metazoa; Chordata; Actinopteri; Elopiformes; Megalopidae
Gene: rhd
Product: Rh blood group, D antigen
Exons: 10
Coding region: 113-1369 (418 amino acids)
Biological process (GO): ammonium homeostasis; ammonium transmembrane transport
Cellular component (GO): plasma membrane
Molecular function (GO): ammonium channel activity
Source: RefSeq, a predicted model, not a curated record